Messenger RNA from Triticum dicoccoides, 1254 nucleotides. RefSeq lists its product as uncharacterized. The coding region runs from base 1 to 945 and encodes 314 amino acids. The transcript has 3 exons. NCBI's taxonomy places the organism in Eukaryota, Viridiplantae, Streptophyta, Magnoliopsida, Poales, Poaceae. The record is from RefSeq and is a predicted model, not a curated record.
AUGCCCGGGUCGGGUUGGCCGCGAGGUGUUCCCGAGAUCCUGAACAAAGAAAAUCAUAGCAACCCACCUCCCGAACGGCCCAUAACAAAAUCCACGACCUUCUCUCCCUGCCUCGACCACAAUAAAAAACAUGCCGUGACCGGCCUUCCUCCUGCCGCCGCGGGCCGGCCUCCCACCCGCCGCAGCCACGCCCAGAGUCCACCUGCCGCCGCGCCCUGCCUUCCCGCCGCCGCCACCGCACCCUGCCUCCACCUGCACCUUCAACCUCUGCUCCCGACUCCCCUGCAAGCCGCAACCUUCCACAUCUGGCAGGAGCUCCGGUCGCCGCGCCACCCCCGCCCCGAGAACCGGCAGCCGCGCCGCCCCCGCCCAGGGAUCUGGCCGCUGCACCGCCCCCGCCCAGGAUCUGGCCACUGCGCCAACCCUGGCUCGGGAUCCGGCCGCCGCUCCACCGCCGCCUGCAGAUCCGGCCGCCGCGACGGCUGGCUCCUCCGAUGCGCCGCCCCUGUGGUCGGCUGGCUCAUCCUGUGCGCCACCGAAAGGCCUGCGUUCCUGCACGACGCCGCUGUAGGAGGCCAACGCAUGCAACAGCAGGUCGCCAUGGCCACUCACCUUGCGUCGUUCUGUCCUCGUUCCCGGCCGCCCGAAGUUCCACUUCUCCCCGAGCAGCAAGUCCACUAUGGAAGAGGAUGCAGCUUCUGCUGUCAGCCAUUGCUAGUUGUUGUGGAUACGCCUUGCCCCGCCCUCUGGCUUCUGCUAGUGGCAGUCGUCCUUCUCACUAGGACCACCUUGACCUUCCCAAAGGAAGGUUCUUUGCAGCACCAGUCGGAACAUGGCCGCGCAUGCAGGCACAAUAGAAGAGGUGUGGAGGAGGUGCGUGGGAUCCCGACGGCGCCUCUUGCUCAUGCAGGUGCAACGCGUAUGGUGUGGCCGUGCCGCUUGUGAAGUCCGGUGUGGCCAGCCUCUUCAGUUCGAUGUGUGGGAGGCGAGCUACUACUGCACUUUGUCUGCUCGACGGCUGCUGCUGUGGCUGUACUUGGAUGGCUGCUACUAUGGCUGAACGUCUGUGUGUGUUUUCGACAACUCAUUUUUACAGUUUGUGCUAAUGAAACAUUUGUCCAGGUUCUCUUCUGUAUUGUUUCAAGCUACUUGGUGGAUAAGUAAGUGGUAUACAAGAAAGUGUGUGCUAGAAAUAUUGUUGAUUGUCAUUUGGCCGUUUCUUGUACUAGAACAUCAGGUGCUUGUGCUAAUGUC